ACUUCUUCGUCGUCGGAGACCAGACGUUUCGACCACAAUACUCUACCAUGGCUUCGUGGAGAUCAUCGUCCAGUCCCGUCUGUUUUCCUUGGGCUCGAGCCAAUACAUAGGCUCCAACGUGUCGGAAGCACUUUUCUCUGUUCUGUCCCGAGAAUUAACCCUUGUGCUCUAUAUAGCGACAGCAUAAUUCCCUCAAGUUCCCCAGUGCUUCGAACAUUCCUACCACUCACUUCGCCAGCGGCGUACAAUCUCUCGUAGUUCCCCAGGAUGUUCUCCUUCGUCAAACUCUACAGUGCCCUGGUGCUACUUGCCACUAUUGGCUAUGUUCAAGCUCUCUCAAGUACACUUCAGCAGCUCACCAACUUUGGAACCAACCCAACCAACGUCGGCAUGUUCUACUACCGCCCUACUCAGCUCGCUACUCCUCCACCUCUCAUCGUAGCCAUGCACUACUGCUCCGGAACAGCUCAGGCUUACUUCCAGGGCACUUCCCUCGCUCAGCUUGCAGAUCAACACGGUUUCAUCGUACUCUAUCCUAAUGCCCCCACUGCUGGCGGUUGUUGGGACGUUCACAGCACUGGAACCCUCACCCACAAUGGUGGAGGUGACUCCCUUGGUAUUGUUUCUGCCGUUCGUUGGGCUAUUACCAACUGGGGCGUCGAUGCGUCGAACGUCUUCGCUACGGGUACUUCGUCUGGCGCUAUGAUGACCAACGUCCUCAUGGGAGCGUACCCUGACGUGUUCAAGGCGGGAUCGCUUUACUCUGGUGUUCCGUAUGCAUGCUUCCAGGGGGCGGAUGCUUGGAAUAGUCAGUGCUCGACUGGUCAGUUGAUCCUGACCCCACAGCAGUGGGGUGACCGAGUGCGAAGCGGAUACCCUGGAUACACUGGUCCCCGGCCUAAGGUGCAGUUCUGGCAUGGUACCGUUGACACCACUCUUUACCCACAAAACUUCUGGGAAGAGAUCAAGCAGUGGACCAAUGUCUUUGGUGUUAGCCAAACACCCACAUCAAACUUGACGAACAACCCUCUCCCUGGAUACUCUCGUGCAUCUUUCGGCGAUAACGUCCAAGGUAUCCUUGCUCAAGGUGUUGGACACACAGUCCCUGAGCGGGAGACCGACACCCUCGACUGGUUCGGCUUAUCCAAUCUUCAACCAGGUCAAGGUCUGCCUAGUGCUCCAACCAGUGCUCCGACGGGUGCGCCGACCACUGCUCCACCCACCACUGCUCCACCCACCACUGCUCCUCCCUCGACUCCUCCACCUACCUCUGCUCCUCCCACGUCAACUCCCCCUCCUAGUAACGGUGUUGCGGAGCACUGGGCUCAGUGCGGAGGAACUGGAUACACAGGCCCAACAGUUUGUGCCAGCCCAUUCACUUGCACUGCUGUCUCGCCACCUUACUACUAUCAGUGCCUGUAAAAGCCUUUGUUGGCCAUCGAGGCGUGAUUGGAUGGUUGAUAAUUUGUAUUGCGUUGAAUCGAGCAAUUGUAAUGCGUACGACUGCGAGAAAGAACCCCAUCGCGCGCAUUGUCUACUACUGAGG
Somion occarium is the source of this 1546-nucleotide messenger RNA. NCBI's taxonomy places the organism in Eukaryota, Fungi, Basidiomycota, Agaricomycetes, Polyporales, Cerrenaceae. The record is from the annotation of a GenBank genome assembly.